AUGGGUCACGAAGAUGCCGUCUACCUUGCCAAAUUGGCCGAGCAAGCCGAGCGUUAUGAAGAAAUGGUCCAGAACAUGAAGAUUGUCGCUUCCUCGAAUCGGGAACUAACAGUAGAGGAGCGCAACCUGCUCUCUGUUGCCUACAAGAACGUCAUCGGUGCCAGACGUGCCUCCUGGAGAAUCGUUACUUCCAUCGAGCAAAAGGAAGAAUCGAAAGGAAACGAGGCUCAGGUUACCCUCAUCAAGGAAUACCGUCAGAAGAUCGAGGCCGAGCUGGCCGAUAUCUGUGAGGAUAUCCUCAAGGUUCUCGACGAGCACCUCAUUGCCUCUGCUGAGACCGGAGAGUCCAAGGUCUUCUAUCACAAGAUGAAGGGAGACUACCACCGUUACCUCGCCGAGUUCGCUCUCGGUGACAAGCGCAAGGCCUCCGCCGACAACUCUUUGACUGCCUACAAGAACGCCACCGAGGUCGCCCAGACUGACCUUGCCCCAACUCACCCCAUCCGCUUGGGUCUUGCCCUCAACUUCUCCGUCUUCUAUUAUGAGAUCCUCAACUCUCCUGACCAGGCUUGCCACCUCGCCAAGCAGGCCUUUGACGACGCUAUUGCUGAACUCGACACCUUGAGCGAGGAGAGCUACAAGGACUCCACUCUCAUCAUGCAGCUUCUCAGGGACAACUUGACUUUGUGGACUUCCUCCGAAGCCGACCCCACCACCGAGCCUCAGGCUCAACCCCAGGCCGCCCAGGCCCCAGCUGAGGUCAAGGAAGAAGCCCCAGCUGCCACCGAGGAAGCCGCCAAGGAGUAA
This is a messenger RNA of Arthroderma uncinatum, 807 nucleotides long. Its product is annotated as 14-3-3 family protein. The transcript is spliced from 5 exons. Lineage: Eukaryota; Fungi; Ascomycota; Eurotiomycetes; Onygenales; Arthrodermataceae. Gene Ontology annotation, cellular component: cytoplasm. The record is from RefSeq and is a predicted model, not a curated record. Gene Ontology annotation, biological process: signal transduction. The coding region runs from base 1 to 807 and encodes 268 amino acids.